Rhodofomes roseus is the source of this 1209-nucleotide messenger RNA. Its product is annotated as sure-like protein. Gene Ontology annotation, molecular function: nucleotidase activity. The record is from RefSeq and is a predicted model, not a curated record. Lineage: Eukaryota; Fungi; Basidiomycota; Agaricomycetes; Polyporales; Fomitopsidaceae. The coding region runs from base 185 to 1129 and encodes 314 amino acids. The transcript is spliced from 6 exons.
UUCGGUUCGUCCACAUCACCUGGAACUUAGCGUCGUGCAUUAAUAAAUUGUCGUCGUGUCAUACACGUUAUGGAUGCGCGCCCGAAGGGGUAUUUAUAUGAAGGCAUUGUAGACUCAGUAGAGGGACAUGCAGGCCGCCUGAGUCUAUGGCCCGGUCGCUCAUCCCCAUUACACAAUCGACAUCAUGUUUCGUUCAAGUUCACAAGCAUUCAUCGCACUAGUCUUGCUUGCGUCGCGAUUCUUGGCUGUUCACAAUGCGCAGGCCCAGGUGGUGAUCUCCAAUAACGAUGGUUGGGCAACUGCCCAGAUCCGUGCUCAAUUCGAUGCACUGACUGAGAAAGGCUACGAUGCCUUUUUGUCUGCCCCUGCACUGAAGCAGUCGGGGAAAGGUUCAUACACUACGACCCCUGAAGUGCUCACCGAGCCAUGCCAGUUCGAUACUUGCCCCGUCGGGUCGCCGCCCUUUGGGUACAACGCUAGCGACUCACGCCUGAACUAUGUGAAUGCAUAUCCAGCGAACGCGGCAAACUACGGUGUCAAUGUGAUAUCUCCGAGAUUCACUAAUGGGCACCCUCCCGACCUUCUAGUGAGCGGCCCGGACAUUGGACCUAACGUCGGAUUCUUGACGCAAUACUCGGGUACUGUUGGGGCGGCUUCCGCAGCUUCCUUGCAAAACAUUCCAGCGGCAGCUUUCUCCGGUGUCAGCGGAGCACAAGUCUCGUAUACUACCCUUACCUCCGACCCUUACGCGAACUCGACUAUCGCCGCUCGGAUAUACUCCGACCUGACAGUGCACUUCGUUGGUACCCUCUUCGAGGCAAUCGACAUCGGCUUGCCCAUCAUCUUGCCCCGGGCUGUGAUCGUGAACGUGAACUACGGUUCGAUCAUAGGGUGCGGCCGUCCGGGAGACUACAAGUGGGUGUUCGCAAGGAACAGGAAGGACGACAGUGCGGUCGACGCAUUGAUGUGUGAUGACUACUUGCCAACUGAGUUGGAGGUAUUGCGGAGCCAGGGGUGCUAUGUGAGCGUGUCAGCUCUUGACGCGGAGACGAAGACGGACGUCGACGCAGGGACGCAGGCGUUGGUGAUGAUGAAGCUACAUUUCCUACCAUGGAGCUGUCUAGAGUGACAUCGGGCAUAUAAACUACAUAUUUCUUGAGUUUGUAGCGUUGCACUCCUGCUUCUGUGCGUAUGUGAAUGUCAUCCGCC